Penicillium egyptiacum is the source of this 879-nucleotide messenger RNA. The record is from the annotation of a GenBank genome assembly. Lineage: Eukaryota; Fungi; Ascomycota; Eurotiomycetes; Eurotiales; Aspergillaceae.
AUGUCUCUUUCUAAAGUUGCAAGCCUCAUCUUAGGCACAGCUGGUCUGGCCGCAGCUCAUGGACACAUCGAUCGUAUCAACAUUGAUGGCAAGUCCUAUGGUGGAUACCUGGUCGAUAAAUACCCCGGUCAACCAAACGUCCCCGAACUCAUUGCGUGGUCAACUGCGGCUACUCAGGACGCCUAUAUUCAAACCUUCGAUUACAGCCACCCGAAUAUUAUCUGCCACCAGGAUGCUAAGCCUGGUGCUCUCGCUGGGGAGGUUGCUGCUGGUGGCAAGGUGACGCUGCACUGGAGCAGAUGGUUUGAAGAUCACCGUGGUCCGGUCAUUAGCUAUCUUGCGAACUGCAAUGGGAGCUGCGCUUCUGUGGACAAGAUGAAGCUUGAGUUUUUCAAAAUUGAAGAGGCUGGUCUUCUCGACAACAGCAAGUCCCCCGGAUGGUGGGCCAGCGGUGAGCUUAUGGCUGCCAACAAUACCUGGACGGUCAACAUCCCCUCCGAUAUCGCAGCAGGCAACUAUGUCCUUCGUCAUGAGAUCAUCGCAUUGCAUAACGCAAUGAGCGACAAUGGUGCACAAGCUUACAUGCAAUGCAUCAACUUGAAGGUGACAGCGGGUGGCACUGCUACUCCCAAAGGCAUUCCUGCCACCCAGUUUUACAAGCCGACCGAUCCCGGCAUCCUGGUCAAUAUCUUCGACAACCUUCGCACUUAUGUGAUUCCAGGCCCUGCCCUCUACAAUGGCAGGGGUGCAACACCUACGGAUACCGCCGUCAUCCCCACCGGAACGUCUUCCCCCGCGGUGUCUUCCACCCCAGCCUGGACGACCCUCGCUGCAGCGCCUCAGGCUUAUGGAUCUGUUCCCGACCAGAGCUCUCCUUAA